Polyodon spathula (Mississippi paddlefish) is the source of this 1650-nucleotide messenger RNA. RefSeq names its product phosphodiesterase 11a, like (gene pde11al). Gene Ontology annotation, biological process: signal transduction. The record is from RefSeq and is a predicted model, not a curated record. Gene Ontology annotation, molecular function: 3',5'-cyclic-nucleotide phosphodiesterase activity. NCBI's taxonomy places the organism in Eukaryota, Metazoa, Chordata, Actinopteri, Acipenseriformes, Polyodontidae.
AUGGAUUGUGAAUUCCAGAUGAAGUUGCUGCUGGAGGAAGGUCUUAACUUCACAGCAUGUUAUCAAAAGUUGGGAGAAGCCUUUUUGCCAGAUGAUGUCUUUGAUGAUCAGAUUGAGAUGGUACCAGUGGGAGAAACUAUAGUGGAUGUCCGCCUACAGCAGGUUGCUGGCAAUAACCCCUCUGGAGAACCAGAUCCUCUGUUAAAGGGAGAUAUGAUUAAUAUCGUGACUGCCUGGAACUUUUCAGGCGUGGAGGCUUUCUAGCAUUGCCACCCGGAUCUUUUUAAGCAGUACCUAUUUCAAAAGGGAAAAUGCAAUGUGGUGAGCAAGUGACUCAAAGAACAACAGCCACCCAAAGUACCAAUGGAAGAAGAACUGAGCCCUUCCUGGACAGCUAGGGACUGAUUACAUAGAUGAACAUCAUCCAUGUAGCUGUGGAGGAAUUUUACUCGCUCCAGAACUAUGACAUCCCACAGGACAUACGAUGAGCAUGUUAACCUCAGUGCUCACGAUUCCUAGUCUAGCAUGAGGAGAGCCCUCCUUAGGAAAGCCAGCUCCUUACCCCCAACAACUGCACACAUUCUGAGCACUUUGCUGGAGUCCUGGGUCAGUUUGCCUUCGUAUGCUUCCAGUGCCAUUGAUAUCUAAUACCAGCUGAAGGAGUCCAAUGAAAGGGAUUUUAUCCUGGAGCUGGUCAAGGGCAUUUCUAAUGACCUGGACAUGACCAGCCUCAUGUGUGUGUAUUAUAACGCAGACAGGUGUUCCCUGUUCAUGGCGGAGGGCCCACCCCAUAAGAGAACACUGGUGUCCAAGUUUUUUGAUGACCAUUCUGACACCAUAGUGCUCCACUCUUCCAGUAUGGAGAAUGCCACCGAAGUGCAGGUUCCCUGGGGUAAGGGGAUUAUUGAAUAUGUACAUGGUAAGACAGUUAACACCCCAAAUGCUUAUGAGGACAUACGGAGGAUGCACGCUUCUACUGUUCCUCUCAGCCAGGCCUCUGUUUGGAGGAGUGUUUUGAAAAGUACCACAAAGUACAUGAGUAUUGGAAGGAGUGGCUCUGCACUGGCUCAACUGUACAGAACAUCAGCCACACUGGAGGACCACCACUUAAACCAUGCUGUGAUGAUACUGCAGAGCAAGGGUCACUAUAUUUUUACUACUCUUUGCUCCAAAGAAUAUAGCAGCAUGCUGCAGUUACUUAAAUAAGCCACCUUGUCCACUGACCUCACCUUGUAUUUUCAACAGAGAACCAAAUUCUUUGCGGGUGAAUGCAGGUGGAGUAAUGAUGAACACAGAGAAGUCCUCUCUUCUAUGCUUACGCCAACAUGUGAUUUAGGAGCUGUGACACAACCCUGGGAAAUCUCAAAGCAGGUGAGCAACAUUGUCACUGCAGCGCACUUUGAACAAGGAGACAGAGAGAGGGCAGAAGUGAAGCUAAGCCCCUCUGCCAUCUUUGACCGGAACAGAAAGGAUGUGCUGUCUGGAUUACAAUUACAGUGGAUUGAUGGGAUCUGUUUUCCCUUCUAGGCACUGGUGAAACAGAAUGUCAAGCUGCAGCCCAUGAUGGAUGGGAUCAGUGCUAACCGUUCAUAAUGGGAGGGGCUUUGCUUGUCCUACCAACAGUCCCACAGAACACGGCUUGACUCUUGA